GUUUGAAGUAAGUUUAUUUAGUAAUUAGAAUGAUGGUGGUGUGGUUUGGCGUGUUGACACUGGUGGCUGCAGCUGAUGCUGAUGGUGUGGAAUCAUUUGCAAUAGCAGAUGCCACAUAUUGUUCAACGAAUGAAACCUUUGCCACUUGUAAAGUUGAUUGUCCAUCCGUGUACUGUCCAGUGAAUGAUGACAGAGCUAGAGUAGCUUGCGCCGUGGCCUAUCCGUGCCCGCCUGGUUGUAUCUGCAAUGCGAACUAUCGCAGACUGAGUCCAGCUGACGAUAAGUGCAUUUUGGCUUCCGACUGUCCCCCGGUGAAAUGUAAAAGACCUAACGAAAUAUGGAACUCCUGUCCGCCAAACUGCUUAACCGAGCGGUGCGACGACAUCGGCAGGAACCAAACGAGCUGUCCCCUGCCGCAGUAUUGCGAUCCCCAAUGCGUCUGCAAGCCAGGCUUCUACAGGAAUGACAGGGACAUAUGUGUCCCCGUUGCUGAAUGCCGAAAGUGCCCUGCUAACGCUAUUUUCAAAAAGUGCCCGUCUCCCUGCCCUGCUACAUGUGACAACCCUACAGGCGACAGGCCAUGCUCUAGAGCUUGUGAAGAGUACGGCUGUGAAUGUAAACCGGGCUAUGUCCUGUUUAAAGGAAAAUGUAUAUCACUGCAGAAGUGUCCAGCUGCCAAAUCCUGCCAAAAGAACGAAACGUUUGCCGCGUGUAAAGUGAACUGUCCAACUGACUUCUGUCCAGUGAAUGACAAUAGAGCAAGUGUAGCUUGUUCAGUGGUCUAUCCGUGUCCACCUGGUUGUAUCUGCAAAGCGAACCACCGCAGACUGAGUCAAGCUGAUGAUAAAUGUAUUCUGGCUUCAGAUUGUCCCCCGGUAAAAUGUAAAAGACCCAACGAGAUAUGGAACUCCUGCCCGCCAAAUUGUUUGGCCGAUAGAUGCGACGACAUCGACAGGAACCAAACGAGUUGUUCCCUGUCGCAGUAUUGCGAUCCCCAGUGCGUCUGCAAGCCAGGGUUUUACAGAAAUGACAGCGACAUUUGUGUUCCCGCUGCUGAAUGCCGAAAAUGCCCUGCUAACGCUAUUUUCAAAAAAUGCCCGUCGCCCUGUCCGGGCACAUGUGACAACCCUAGUGGCGAUAGACGGUGCGAAAGAGCAUGUCUUGAAUAUGGUUGUGAGUGUAAACCGGGUUAUGUUUUAUCUAAUGGAAAAUGUAUAUUGCUGAAGGAGUGCCCAGCUGCCAAAUUGUGUAAGAAGAACGAAACCUUCGCUGCGUGUAAAGCGGAGUGUCCGAAUAGUUAUUGUCCGGAGAAUGACAUAAGAGCGAUUAUAGCUUGUGAUCCUCCUUACCCAUGCCGAUCCGGUUGUAUCUGCCAAGCGAACCACCGGAGACUGCGUUCAAACAAUGAUAGAUGCAUUUUGGCAUCUGAUUGUCCUUCUUUAAAAUGUAAGAGACCUAAUGAAGAAUGGAAUCGUUGUCCAUCGAACUGCUUGGCCGAGAGAUGUGAAGACAUUUACAGAAAUCAAACAGAAUGUAAUAAGUCGUAUUCGUAUUGCGACCCCAAAUGUGUGUGCAAGCAAGGCUUCUACAGGAACAGCAGUGAUGUAUGUGUCCCCGCUGCGGAAUGUGCAAAAAAAUGUUCCAUAAAACCGGAAUGUAGACCUACGUGUGCUGUACCAAAUCCACCGAAUUGUACCUACACCCAACCAUCUGAUACAAAUAUCGACGGAUGUCAAUGUCAAGAAGGUUAUAUAUUGUCGAAAACAGAUGGCGAAUGUAUUAAAAUCGAACUUUGUCCAGCUAAUCUGGGAUGCAAUGGCGACCCUAAUGCUGUAGUGAGACAAUGUCCUUUACCAUGCCCUUCAACUUGCGAUGCGCCUAAUGCAACACCAUGUAAGAGAAAAUGUGAUAACGUUGGCUGCGAAUGCAGUUCUGGCUUUUUACUAUCGAAAACUAGCGGUAAAUGCAUUCGACCUGAGGAAUGUGAAGGUGGUAAUCCAUGCGGGCAAAACGAAAUCUUUGUGCAGUGUAAAUCAGACUGCGAUUACGACUACUGCCCAAAAGAUGAUAGUCUUCAACCGAUAGCUUGCGAGUACCCUCCGGCAGUCCCUUGCUAUUCUGGAUGUAUUUGUAAUUUGAACCACAAAAGAAAGAGCCGCGAAGACCAACGGUGCAUCGUUUCGUCUGAUUGCCCUCCUGUAAACUGCACACGAGAGCAUGAAGUUUGGAAUCCCUGUCCAUCUGAGUGUUCAUCAGGGUACUGCGAUUCCGUGGAUACAGCAGAUUACCCCUGCAAUACCCUGCUGUUAAACUGUCAGCCGCGUUGCACCUGUAUGAAGAAUUAUUUCAGAAACGCAUCUGACGUGUGCAUCAGCGCUGACGAGUGUCGUAAGAUUUAUCCGCAAAAUGAUACCACGCCAUCUUUACAAUGUGGGUUCAACGAAGUGCCCUCCGAUUGUAAAAUAGCCUGUCCGCCUCAAACUUGUGACAGCAUCUUCACAUCAUACGAUUGUCCAAAGAAUGCGUCGUGUGAGUUGGGAUGCAACUGUCUUGACGAACAUCUUAGGAAUGGGAGCGGAAUAUGCGUACCCAGCAAUGAAUGUUUUACGCAACCAUCAUGUCCCAUACCAAGCGAAUGCAGACGAACUUGUGCUGUCCCGAAUCCGCCAAAUUGUCCAGAAAAUAAACCUUCAGCCACGAAUGUGGACGGAUGCCAAUGCAAAUCUGGAUACGUUUUGAGUGAUACCGAAGGGGAAUGCAUCGAAGUUGAGAAGUGUCCAAGAAAUUUAAGUUGCAACGGGGACCCUCACGCCCUGAUUACGAAAUGCCCCUGGCCUUGUCCAUCGACCUGCGUCGCUCCAAACACCAUCCAGUGUAGGAAAGCAUGUCUGGAUGUCGGUUGUCAAUGCGAGCCUGGAUAUCUCCUGUCAAAAUUAAAUGGAAAAUGCAUUUUGCCGGAAGAAUGCCCGAAUGGAAAUCCUUGUGGUGAUAAUGGGUACUUCUCUGAUUGUGGAUUCAAAUGUCCAAAUCAGUAUUGCCCCGAAGACGAUAGCCUUGUAAAAUACGCUUGCAAGCCUGGCCGACCCUGCCCUCCUGGUUGUCGCUGUAAAGACAACUACAAAUUCAGAAGUUAUGAGAACGAAUCUUGCGUUCUUGCUAGAGAUUGUCCUCGUGUAAAUUGUACGCGGCCCAGCGAAGUAUGGAAGUCAUGUCCAUUGAUUGAGUACUGCAGGGACAUUGAUAGUGCAGUGUUGUGUUCCGAUACUUCAGAGAACGAUUGCCAACCAAGAUGCGUUUGUAUCGACGGCAACUACAGAGAUGAAAACGACAAUUGCGUUCCAGAAGAGGAAUGCAAGAAACAGGACAGCACUCGGAAAUAAUUUUAAUGGCCUUACUCGUAAUCUUACUUUUUACUUACGUAAGCGGUCUCUAUUUUUACUUGUAAAAACAUUCAAAGAUCUUGGCAUUUAUAAUAUUUUAAGGUAGGGUAUGCGGUUGGAGACAUGUUCUUUAGUCCAUACAUAGUGAGUAAUAAUAAGGUGUUAAGACCCAUAGUGGCCCACGUAAGUGUGCUACGUUCCGAGAACAGCCUGUGUAUUUCCGGUUUCAAAAGGCCGCCAUAAUUCUGUCGACUGUCGCGGGGUAAUCAUCUCUCGUCAGUCGACUUUCGAUUGGACCCCACUUCACUUACCAUCAGGUGUCGAGUUAUUUUGCCCUGUCCAUAUAAAAAAAAACAAGGCUUGGAUUGCAGACCACUUGUUAUGCCGAAACUUCAAAGAUUUAUUGCAACUUUUUCGCUAAAAAGAUCAAAAGACGGAUCAGAAACUAGACCUUUAUAACAGUAUUAACUGCCGUGCUAACCUCGAAAGCGGUAUCUCAAAAAUAAUCAAAAUCUUGAUGUUUACGUUGUCAGAUAGCUUACAGAAUUACUCACCCAAUGAACUUAUCUAAUUAACGGUAUCUUUAGAAUUUGUUAAAAAAACCUUAAAAGAUUUUCUCUAUCUCAGUUUUACAUACAAAACUAUAAAACUAUAUUUACAAAACUUCGAUUAUUUCGAAAUAAAGUUUUCCUGACAUAACGCUCUUGCGCUUAGCACGGCAGUAUAUAUUUGUAUCAUAAUCAGACUGCUGCCAUUGAAAGCAUAAAUAGCUCGGUCGGUGCAGUACCAAUUAUAAUUGCACAAUCUGUAUUAAAAAAAAUUCGUUUAUGAACAAAAACUUUUCCAGAAAUUUUAGAAAAUUGCAGUUGUUAGAGUUGACAAAUACAGUUCGUUAAAAGUUCUGAAGUAUUUUUCCAUUUUCGCCUCGUUACUUUUUUAAUUAAGAACUAGAAACCAGAAUUUAGGAUAACAAAAUAUUUAGUAAUAUUGAAAGUGGUUAAGCCACACCGUGGUCGUGCGUGUAUACAGCCAUAAUGAACUGGCUCGACCGGGGUAAAACCACGGUCUUCCAGAAGCUGCAAUAACAAAAUAUAUUUGUAAUAUUGAAAAUGGUAAAACCACUGUAGUCGUAUGUGUAUACAGCCAUAAUGAAACGGCUCGACCGGGGUAACACCACGGUCUUGCCAAAACCCGUGGGAAGUGUCAGUUUGUUGUUGCAUUUCGUAUUGGGUCCUUGGAACCCAAAUAUCAGUCUCCCUUCUUUAAUCCUUAUUCUUUUCUUUUAAAGCAGGUAACGCAUAUAUAAUUCUUAAGAAUUGUGAGUAUUUAUGGAUCAUAGAGGUUGCGUAAUAUCAGGUAUGAGGUAACUCACUUGUUAGUUGGCGUAGAAAUAAAAAAAAUAUUGUAUAGAAAUGUGAUGUAAAAUCAAUGAAUUCGAACUAACGUUUUUGACUGAAUAGCUAGCCAUUAGAAGAAUUAUAUUAUUUUUAUGUCAUUAAUAUAAUAUAGGAAAUUGCAAAUA
Messenger RNA from Manduca sexta (tobacco hornworm), 4902 nucleotides. Its product is annotated as zonadhesin. Lineage: Eukaryota; Metazoa; Arthropoda; Insecta; Lepidoptera; Sphingidae. The transcript has 18 exons. The coding region runs from base 30 to 3380 and encodes 1116 amino acids. The record is from RefSeq and is a predicted model, not a curated record.